Strongylus vulgaris is the source of this 213-nucleotide messenger RNA. The record is from the annotation of a GenBank genome assembly. NCBI's taxonomy places the organism in Eukaryota, Metazoa, Nematoda, Chromadorea, Rhabditida, Strongylidae.
AUGAUCAGCAAGUCCAUGGUGACCUUUGUCGUCCUGGCAAUCUUGAGCUUGCUUGCAUCAGCUGUUUCAUCGCAGUCAGACGCCGCUAUGGAAGCUCGUCAACAGUUCAAGCGAUUUCGUGGUGAACCAAUCCGAUUUGGCAAACGUGUCCCUCGUGAGCCAAUUAGAUUCGGAAAACGAGCACCUCUGUUCGAGCCGUAUUUCGACUACUAG